UUAGUCGCGCCGAACUGCGGCUUCGUUCGAAAUAGCCGGGAAGGGGAGGGACCUGGCAGGAGAAAAUACAAACAAGUUUCAUAAAAUAACUUUCCAACAAGACCUCGCUGUCAUCUUGGCUAAUUACGGCUCUGAUACGGCUUAUUAGGGCAUACCCACCUUUGCUACCUUGCUUCUCCACCCACCACCCUUUCAGAUCUUUGUCCUGGCUCCGCCUCUCGCCGGCGUUAUAAUGGGCUGGUCUGAAAGUGGUGGAGAGACACAGAACCACAGGGGAAGGGAGAGAUAAUGACAAUAACACUAAUAACCCUAAAAACCCGUCUGCUGCUCGCCUCGCAGAGAGGAGCCAGCCCGGCAUCCCGGCACUGACGGGGUUCGAAGCCGGAGAGAGCGGAGUAACCCCGACGGCCCUCGAGAGCUUCUCCCCGUGCCCGGGGAGCGCCGAACGGUAACAGCRGCAGCGCCCCCGAGGAGGACCGAGCCCGGGCGGACACGCAGAAGUGCCGGUUCUGGCAGCCGCCCGCCCGCCCUCUACUCGCACCAGCUCCACGGGGGCCGCCUCGCCCCUCUCCUUCGACCCCAUGGAGCAGCGAGAGUAAAGAGCGAGAAGGACAGAAAGCGGGGCCAAAGGAGAGAGAGCGCCCCAGCGGGGAGAAGGAGGUGAAGCCCGGAGGAAUCGCCCCGUCCCGCGGGCGGUAGGGCACCGCCGCCCGUCCUCGGCGCCCACCGGCCGGCAAGGGGCCGGCCCCUGCCGCCUGCGACCCCGGGCCGGCGGGCUGAGGCGGGCGCGGAGCCCCGCUGUCCUGCCCUGCCUGUCUCGCCUGCCGCCGCGGAGCUGUCCAAGCCGGCGAGGGGACAAAAAGCCCGUGGGUCGCCUCGCUGCCUCCCGCCUCCCUUGAGGCCGCACYGAGGGGCGGGGGUCGCGCCCGCCCAGCGGAGCCGCGGGGUGCGGGGGGGCCGGCGGCGCCGCCGCCAUGAAGCUGGAGGUGUUCUCGCAGCACUAUGAGGACAAGCUGAGCGCCGGCAGCGACCAGGAAGGCAGCGGCUCGCUCUCCCCGGCUCCGGCUGAGAGCGAACUGGGCUCGGACGGUGACUGCGCGGCCAACAGCCCGGGCGGCGGGGCCGGGCAGCCGGGGCAUCCCCCGCCACCGCCCCCCACGCCGCAGCCGCCGCCGCCGGCCGAGAGCGCCAAGGGGAAACCCUACACGCGGCGGCCGAAACCGCCCUACUCCUACAUCGCGCUGAUCGCUAUGGCCAUCCGSGACUCGGCCGGCGGCCGCCUGACCCUGGCCGAGAUCAACGACUACCUGAUGAGCCGCUUCCCCUUCUUCCGCGGCGCCUACACCGGCUGGCGCAACUCGGUGCGCCACAACCUGUCCCUCAACGACUGCUUCGUCAAGGUGCUGCGCGACCCGGCGCGGCCCUGGGGCAAGGACAACUACUGGAUGCUGAACCCCAGCAGCGAGUACACCUUCGCCGACGGCGUCUUCCGCCGCCGCCGCAAGCGCCUCAGCCGCGCCGCCCCGCCGCCGCAGCCCGCCCGCCCCGCCGCCGGCGCCCCGCCGCAAGCGCCGCAGGAGACGGCCGGAGCGGGCGCCGCGUCCCCCGGCGCUUCCCCGCGCUGCUGCUGCGCCUCCUCGCCCUGUCACUGCGCGCCGGGCGCCAAGGAGGCAGCGGYGGGGGGCGGCGGGGCGAGGCCGGCGGGCGGCGGCUCCGCUAAAUUCUCCAGCUCGUUCGCCAUCGAGAGCCUCCUGCAGCGGCCGGCAGGACCAGGACCCCGCGCCGCYCCGCAGCCGCCGCCGACACCGCACGCCCGCCUCCUGUGGCCGGCGCCGCCCGCGCCCCCGCACCUGCUGGCCGGCCCGUACCCGCUGCUCCCCUACCCACCUGCAGCGCAGCCCCCGCCCGCCGCUGCCCUCUACGGCGGCGGCCUGCUGCAGCUCUGCGCCUACGGGCUGGGAGAGCCGUCGCCGCUGCUGCUGGGGGGCGGGCGGCCCGCGCUGGUCCCGGGGGAGCCGUCGCCGCUGGCGGAGCGGCCGCGGGCGCCGCUGUUCCAUGCCGGCCUGCCCAAGGGCGGGCGAGGGCCGCCGCCCGGCUCCCCGCUCUACGGGCCCCUCCGGCUCGCCGGGCCGCUGCCGCCGGCGGCGGGGAGCUCGGCCUCGUUCCAGCCGUACGCCGUGGAGACCCCCCUGGCUUAAUGGAGCCCCCCUCCUCCCCUGCGAGGGACCUGCCCGGGGAGGCGUGGAGGGGGAAAGGAGGAGGCUCUGGAUCCCGCACUUUAACUCCAGAGGCGACCACAGCCUCCAAGCAAAAGCCUCGGUGACUGUGCCUUAGUGAAAUGACAGUGGGUUUAACUUAAACCAAAAAAAAAAAAAAAAAAAAAAAAAAAAGAAAAAAAAAGAGAAAAAAGAAAAAAAAUCAAACAACUGUCGAUUUGGACAUAGCCAUGAGCCUCAAGUGCUUCUUACUGUUCGUUGAGACUACUUGACUUCAGCCAGUCCCUCGCCACCUCCUUUUCUGUCCCCCACUCUUGUCCCCACAUCUCCUGCUACCGAAGCCUUGGGCGGCAGAGCGGGGGUGCCCCGCGAAGGGGCGCGGUGGCGGCCGCUGGGGGAUGCGCUGUGCGCUUGGGAGGGCGGGGAGGAGGGAGGG
Malurus melanocephalus (red-backed fairy wren) is the source of this 2652-nucleotide messenger RNA. RefSeq names its product forkhead box Q1 (gene FOXQ1). The record is from RefSeq and is a predicted model, not a curated record. The transcript has a single exon. Lineage: Eukaryota; Metazoa; Chordata; Aves; Passeriformes; Maluridae. The coding region runs from base 975 to 2198 and encodes 407 amino acids. Gene Ontology annotation, molecular function: RNA polymerase II cis-regulatory region sequence-specific DNA binding; DNA-binding transcription factor activity, RNA polymerase II-specific. Gene Ontology annotation, biological process: anatomical structure morphogenesis; cell differentiation; regulation of transcription by RNA polymerase II.